Messenger RNA from Gymnodraco acuticeps, 2268 nucleotides. RefSeq names its product polypyrimidine tract-binding protein 2-like. The record is from RefSeq and is a predicted model, not a curated record. The coding region runs from base 103 to 1653 and encodes 516 amino acids. Gene Ontology annotation, cellular component: nucleus. Lineage: Eukaryota; Metazoa; Chordata; Actinopteri; Perciformes; Bathydraconidae. Gene Ontology annotation, molecular function: mRNA binding. The transcript is spliced from 14 exons. Gene Ontology annotation, biological process: regulation of RNA splicing; mRNA processing.
CUUGCCUCCAUUUUGCAGUGUGUGUGUGGGUGCGCAGUGAGGGUGCGCAGUGUCACAGGGAGUAAACAGCAGCAGCAGGACGCACUGAGACAUUCUGCAGAAAUGGACGGCACCAGUGACGUUGCAGUUGGAGUGAAGAGAGGAUCAGACGAGCUGAGUCUGUACAGCAGCUCCAGCUCUGCCCUGAGCAGCAUCACUGACGGCUCUAAUGGCAGUGACAGUAAGAAGCUGAGAGUGGAAGAGGCCCCCCCCUCCAGAGUGCUCCACAUCAGGAAGCUUCCCAACGAAGCGUCGGAGACGGAGGUCAUCGCGCUCGGCCUGCCGUUCGGAAAGGUCACAAACAUCCUGACCCUGAAGGGCAAGAACCAGGCGUUCCUGGAGAUGGGGACGGAGGAGACGGCCGUCACCAUGGUCAACUACUACACCACGGUCACUCCUCACAUCCGCAACGUGCCCGUCUUCAUCCAGUACUCCAACCACAAAGAGCUGAAGACAGACAGCGGCAACCAGAGGACGCAGGCGGUGCUGCAGGCGGUGUCAGCUGUGCAGUCAGGGGGGUCUCCCAGCUCUGAUGUCCAGGAGGCUCUGGCUGCUGCCUCCAGCCCCGUGCUGAGGAUCAUCAUCGACAACAUGUUCUACCCCGUAACACUGGAUGUACUGCAGCAGAUUUUCUCCAAGUUCGGCACGGUGAUGAAGAUAAUCACGUUCACAAAGAACAAUCAGUUCCAGGCUCUGCUCCAGUUCAGCGAGCCAGUCAACGCCCAGCAGGCCAAACUGGCGCUGGAUGGACAGAACAUCUACAACUCAUGCUGCACGCUGCGCAUCGACUUCUCCAAGCUGGUGAACCUGAACGUGAAAUACAACAACGAUAAGAGCCGAGACUACACUCGUCCAGAGCUGCCAGCUGGAGACGGGCAGCCGAACCUCGAAUCCUCCAUCAACGCCUUCAACAAGGACUCCGGCUCGCUGCUCGGGAAGAUCCCAGGAGCUCUGAACCCUCUCAGUGCAGCAGCAGCGGCGGCGGCUGCAGCCGGGCGGGUCGCUCUGUCUGGACAGAACGGGUCCAGUGGGGUGCUGCUGGUCAGCAACCUCAACGAGGAGAUGGUUACGCCCCAAAGUCUGUUUACCCUCUUCGGAGUGUAUGGUGAUGUGCAAAGGGUGAAGAUCCUCUACAACAAGAAGGACAGCGCUCUGAUCCAGAUGUCCGACGGGAACCAGGCGCAGCUCGCCAUGAGCCACCUGAACGGGCAGAAGAUGAACGGGAAGAUCAUCCGCGUGACGCUCUCUAAGCACCAGACGGUGGCGCUGCCUCGCGACGGGCUGGACGACCAGGGCCUCACCAAGGACUUCAACAACUCCCCCCUGCACCGCUUCAAGAAGCCCGGGUCCAAGAACUUCCAGAACAUCUUCCCCCCCUCGGCCACGCUGCACCUCUCCAACGUGCCCCAGGACGUGACGGAGGAGGACCUGCGGCUCCUCUUCUCCAACGCCGGAGGAACCGUCAAGGCUUUCAAGUUUUUCCAGGACCGUAAGAUGGCUCUGAUCCAGAUGACCACGGUGGAGGAGGCCAUCCAGGCUCUGAUCGACCUUCACAACUACAACAUGGGGGGCAGCCAGCACCUCAGGGUGUCCUUCUCCAAGUCCACCAUCUAACCCUCUACCGACCAUUCCUCCAGAGACUGAUGGACGCUCUGUAGUUUGAUGUUUCUCUCUUAAAGAUACUCAUGUGCCUUAUGGAUGUCUCCCUGUUUCUACUCUUCAGCCCCCUAUGCUUUCAGGCACAUCGGUAUUGGGUUUUUUGUUUAGAUCCAUCACUUCUUCUUCUUUAGUUUCUGAGCAGGGGAAUAUUCCUGACUCUUAUUCCACCGGUCCGUCAGUAUCCGUGUUUCCGAAGGCUUUCCAUAGCGGUGUGUGUGUGUGUGUGUGUGUGUGUGUGUGGCGUCGGCAUGCAGGUGACAGGAAGUGAUGCAUGAAGACGAUCUCCUGUGGUUUCUAAGUACUGGGAGAGCUCCUCUGUGGACCAACGUCUCUGUGCCUUUAUGGCGCGUUUCCACUGCAGGCCUCGCUCGGUUUGGUUAGGCCUUAUUAGGCCCGGCUCACUUUAUGCUGCGUUUCCAUUACAUUUAGGAACUGGGGCAGUUACUAUAGUAACGCAGUGUAGGCGGAGCCGUGACGUCAUCUUCAAUGAGAGCCCCAGAAAAACAACACAGCCGUUAGCUGUUAGCACUCAGAGCUCACAGCUCCUCAUAUCUGUUCAGAAACUAGACA